Exophiala viscosa is the source of this 1854-nucleotide messenger RNA. RefSeq lists its product as uncharacterized. The record is from RefSeq and is a predicted model, not a curated record. Lineage: Eukaryota; Fungi; Ascomycota; Eurotiomycetes; Chaetothyriales; Herpotrichiellaceae. Bases 209 to 1504 code for a protein of 431 amino acids. The transcript has a single exon.
UCUUUCACCUCGUUCCAUCGUCAACCUGAAUUUACACAAUUAAGCCUGGCUCAGUCUGCCACGAUAGCGACAUCGGCCACCUAUGAACACGAGCUAAACGGGAACGGCAGGCCUGAGUUCCGGUAGCAAUUGAGUCAUUUGGCAGUUGACAACGCGACAUUUCGAAUGAGUUCUCUACGACGUCCACUUCCUUGUAUAUACCUCGACCAUGACCCCCGCGAGGCGCGCUCUCGUCUGCGUGGCCAUUGCGACCAUCCUGGGUCUACUACUGUAUUACCGAUCUGUCAGCUCUUCUCUCACUAUCAAGUCGCUACGGAGUAGUGUACCUCAAGUCAUUGGACUCGGAGAUUUGUUUGACUCAGAGGAUGAAUAUGAGCAAGACCCCUUUCUCGGCUUGGGCGCCCAUCACCGGCUGACUCCGGCAACCACAAAUUCAACACAAGCAGCUACCCCAAAGCCCACAGGCCCCAUUGCUUUCGGAGAGAAACCUUUCGGGCUGAAGACCUUCACGCGAAACCUUGUCAUGGCCAGGACGAAGGAGGAGAACGUUACCUGGCUCGACGAAGUAGAUCUAGGCCCGGAGAUCAAUAGGAUGAUCUACGUUGCCGACGACCCAACUGCUCCAUUACACCCACCGAAAAACAAAGCGCACGAAGUCAUGAUUUACUUGACCUAUAUCAUCGACUUUUACGAUGAGCUACCAGACAUCAGCAUCUUCAUGCACUCUCAUCGCUUUGCGUGGCACAAUGAUGACUUGUUGAACUGGGAUGCGAGCGAGAUGAUUAAGCGAUUGAGUGGUGAAAGAGUACAACGGCAGGGCUACAUGAACAUGAGAUGCCAUUGGAUACCCGGAUGCCCCGAAUGGAUUCAUCCCGGCCGAGUUGAACCAGAUCACGAAAAGCUGGAGCAGUCGUUGAUGGCGGACGCUUGGGCUGAAUUGUUUCCGCUCAAACCAAUUCCCGACGUCCUGGCUCAACCUUGCUGCUCCCAAUUCGCACUGAGUCGAAACAAGAUCCGCGAACUUCCCCGGGAGACAUACUCACACUUUCGAGAUUGGAUUUUGCGAUCCGACAUUCGAGAUUCCAUGAGUGGGCGAGUCUUCGAAUACCUUUGGCAGGUCAUAUUCACGGAUCAGGCUACCUUUUGCCCCAAUCAGCGAUCAUGCUAUUGCGAUGGCUUCGGCGUCUGCUUUGAAACUGAGGAGACAUUUGACAAGUGGUUCGAGGUUAGGUACUACAAGAUGAAGGCCGAGCAAGAGCUCCAAGAAUGGGAGGACCAAUUUCAGGCGAUCGAGAAGUAUCGCAAAAACGGCAAGUUGCAGGGAAUCGAGGGCGAUGAUCUUGAGAUCCCCGAGUUUGGAAAGAAAGAAAAGCUCCAGGCCGCCAUUGGCGAGAUGGAAGCCGAUAUGGAAGAUCAAAGACUACAGGCUCUUCAGAGAGGUGUGGACCCGAAAAUGAGAGCUGAGAGUGAUGGGAGAGACUGGAAAGAGGGCGAAGGGUACUGAAUUGCUUCACUGGUUUCGCCCAUCCCAAGGUGGAUGCGUGAUGGCAGCCCAUAUGUGUUUUGCAUGACUGAGAUGGGCGUUGAUGUACAGCAGUCUAUCGGCGUUGCUUUCGCUGGGGCAGGAAGUCAGCUUUAUACCAUUUACGACCACGGCAUAUAUAGAGCAAAAGGAAUGACACGGAAUAGAGGGUGUCGAAUAUACUGUACAAUCUCUUAUUGAUUUCUCGUAUCAUGGUAUGUAGCCGAUUUAGGGGGUGGAGGUGAAUAAACUGGGACCUACAGUACCUACUGUACUAGUAGGUACGUAGGCACUCGUGUAACGCCACCUUUUGGAGUUGUUAGGCUGCGAUU